Exophiala oligosperma is the source of this 1641-nucleotide messenger RNA. RefSeq lists its product as uncharacterized. Gene Ontology annotation, molecular function: acyltransferase activity, transferring groups other than amino-acyl groups. The coding region runs from base 259 to 1485 and encodes 408 amino acids. The record is from RefSeq and is a predicted model, not a curated record. The transcript has 3 exons. NCBI's taxonomy places the organism in Eukaryota, Fungi, Ascomycota, Eurotiomycetes, Chaetothyriales, Herpotrichiellaceae. Gene Ontology annotation, biological process: polyketide biosynthetic process.
ACCAAUUCUCAGUCCCUCGUGUGCCUCGAUUUUUGCGGGUUUGGAAGUGGCGCCUCCAGUCAUCUGGAAGCUCUCCUUAUUGUCGCUCAUUACUCGUAACCACCCUCGUUCAUGGCUUAAACCUCGGUUUCAGUUGUGUUUCAAGCAUUGCGAUAGACAAAAUAACCCACGUCAUCAUCAUUCGGUGUAAAUUGUUGAGUCUCGCUUGAUGCUUUGUUGGGCGAGGACCACGACCAUCGUGCAGCCCAAAGGACAGCAAUGUCGCCCUCUGCAAUGCACAAUAAGGUCACACCGCCCUACCAGCGACCUAAUUUAUAUAUUCACGGUAUCGGCGUUGAGUAUCCUCCUCACGAGAUCAAGCCGGAACAAUUGGCCACUCUCGCAAAGCGCCACUAUCCCAGUUCUCCAGCACUUGACAAAGUGCUGACGAUCAACGAAUACACCGGCAUCGAUGCUCGUUCAGCGAUUGGGACCAUCGACCACCCGAUCGCCAACGGGCCUGAAGCCCCUUCAAUAGCCGAGUUGUGCGAGGUGUUCCUGGACGAGGGCGUGAAGCUGUCCGUGCAGGCAUGCCGCAAAGCUCUGGAACAAUGGGGUGGUGAUCUGUCAGAGAUCACGCACGUUGUUGCCACUACUUGCACCAACUCCGCCAAUCCUGGUUAUGAUCACUAUGUCGUCAAGCAGCUCGGCUUGGACCAGAGCAUAGAGAAAGUCCUCCUCCAUGGAGUCGGCUGCAGUGGAGGACUGGCUGCACUUAGAACCGCUGCCAACAUCGCUCUUGGCUCCAGCUUCCGUCGAAAACCAGCGCGCAUUCUGGUCUUUGCCUGUGAAGUUUCUAGCACCCUCGUUCGAUCUGAACUGGACUCGAUACACAAGGAUCAGGAGAUCAGGAUAGGUGUCGCGCUCUUUAGUGACUGCGCGUCCGCUGUGGUCCUGGGAAAUGGCUUCAGCGAUCGAUACGAUGAAGAGCCGAUUCUAGAGCUUCUGGAUUGGGAUCACCGAAUCAUUGAAGACACUGAGAAGGAUCUCGGAUUCGACGUCGACCCUGUCGGUUGGAAAGUCGUCUUGACUCAGCGAGUUCCCAAGCUUGCAUCGGCAGCAGUGCCGGCCAUGUUCGAGGAUCUGGUCGGAUCGAUUCCCGAGUUGGUCGAUGCAGGCAAGUUCAAAGCUGCCGAUUACGACUGGGCGCUUCAUCCUGGUGGUUCCACCAUUAUCACUGGAGUUGAGAAGACCAUGCAUCUAAAACCUGAACAUCUUCGCGCCAGUUAUGAGAUAUACAUUUCGCAUGGAAACAGUUCCAGUGCAACCAUCUUCAGUGUAAUGAAACAGCUACUGAAGGGAGAUACCACCGAGCACAUUGUCGGAUGCGCCUUUGGGCCAGGUAUAGCUGUGGAGAUGAUGAUCUUCAAACGUGGCAUCUCGGGGUCGAGUUCGGAAUCAGCAAGUCCGACAGCAUCUCUACCAGAGACACAGAGUCCUCCAUAGAGAGAGAGAGAAGGCGUCAUGGUACGCCUUACGAUGUCACCUACACCUUUGCCAGUGUCCUUAGAUACUCCGUAAGAAGAAGAGAAUCGGUACGAGGUAGGUAGAUGUGCUUCGCCACAGAAAUACAGCGAAUUAGAAACGGGUCGAAUCCGGCUU